Racocetra persica is the source of this 173-nucleotide messenger RNA. The record is from the annotation of a GenBank genome assembly. NCBI's taxonomy places the organism in Eukaryota, Fungi, Glomeromycota, Glomeromycetes, Diversisporales, Gigasporaceae.
UAGCAUUUGUUCACCCGAUAGAUACAUUAAAUGUUCAAAAUGCUAUUAAAUGUGGAACAAAAUUAAAUUAUCCUAUUGUUGCAAGAUCAGGCGCUCAUUCUUACGAAGGUUAUGGAAUUGGUGAUAAAGAUUGUUAUUUAGUUGUUGAUCUUAAAAACUUUAAUAAAAUUACC